AUGACAACAAUUAGUAGCAAAGCAUAUUUUAGGGUACCUCCAUCUAUAUUAUAUCAAUCCAUGUUAGAUGAAAGGGAACUUACAAGACUAGCCUUAGGUAGUCCUUGUAAAAUGGAUGCAAGUAUUGGAGGUAAAUUUAGUCUAUAUAAUAAUUAUGUAGAGGGAGAAAUUGAAUAUUUAGAACCUUCAAGGAAAAUUGUCCAGAAGUGGAGGUGCAACUCUUGGAAACCAGAUGUAUACUCUAAAGUUACGAUUGAAUUCUUAGAUAUUAUUGGAGAGACAGACUGCACAGAAAUAGUCUUAAAACAAACAUCAAUUCCCUCCUUAGAUAAAUUUGGUAAUCCAGGUUGUUCAGAUCAAUGCUUAAUAGGAUGGGAAAGUAACUUUUGGGAUCGUUUUGAAAAAGUUCUAGGUUAUCCAAGACUUAAAUAG
Molecule: messenger RNA, 432 nt
Organism: Cryptosporidium muris RN66
Lineage: Eukaryota; Apicomplexa; Conoidasida; Eucoccidiorida; Cryptosporidiidae
Exons: 2
Coding region: 1-432 (143 amino acids)
Source: RefSeq, a predicted model, not a curated record